Molecule: messenger RNA, 5267 nt
Organism: Sclerotinia trifoliorum
Lineage: Eukaryota; Fungi; Ascomycota; Leotiomycetes; Helotiales; Sclerotiniaceae
Source: the annotation of a GenBank genome assembly
AGCAGUCGUCUCCAAAGCAGGCAGUGCCAACCAUAACAACUUCGCUACGGUCCGCGCAUAUUUUCGGUGUGUAUAAGAUCUGGUGCCGGAAUUCUACUAUUGAUUCUGAACCCCCGUUAGAAUUCGGGACCUAUUGACUCACGCUUGAGAGCACUCCCAGCGAGCAAGAACCGUUCAAGCUGUCAACCUCCCCCCUUCCCGUCAUUUCAAAGAUAUAGCUGAUACGAGUCAAAGUUGUAGUCACUUGGGGUAUUUAUUUUGUUUUUAUCUUGCUCCAAACAACCCUUCCAAGCCGGAAGAAUCAGCAUAAACCCUAUUUUUUUUAAUCUCACUAGCGACUUCUAUAUUGCUAUCCUUUGCUCAAGUCUGCUUCUACUUCUGGGGGAUCUGUUUAUAGAGCUUAAGAUCAGCGAUGCGAUAACGUCCUGGCUCUAUACUCUACAGCACAAUCUCUCUCGCUAUAUCUUGCAAAACCACAAGGAAUACCUCAAGUCCGUCUCUUCUACAUUGUUGCGAUCACUUGUGACUUUUGACACUCGAGUUAUGCGGCAAACGUUACCAUCAUUCAAUGCCAUUAGGCAGCAUAGGUCCCCUGAUGAAAUCUAUGGUCUUUUCAAUAGAAUCUUCUUUAUAUGGAUCAACUCAGUUCUUAUUCGGGGGUUCAAGAAUAUCCUCACCGACCAAGAUCUACCAUGUCUAAGUCAAAAUAUGAGGCCGGAACUCACAAGAAAAACAAUGCUUCGAAUAUGGUCUCAACGAGGUUAGUGUGUUAGAAAAUGUCUUUUCCCCUUGUCAUUAACAAGUUUAGCUAAGCCUGAAAGUAAGAAGAGUUUACCUAUCGCUUUGAUCAAAUGUCUGAAAACCCCUUUUCUCGCUGCCAUUAUGCCUCGACUGCUCUUGAUCUCUUUUCGUUAUUCUCAACCUAUCUUAAUCAAUGAGUCGAUCAGAUACAUUGUGACACAUCCUAAGGGCGAGGAAAGCAGUCAUGGAUUUUGGCUUAUCGUGUCUGCCUUCAUAAUCUAUGUCGGCCUCGCUGUAAGGAGAUAUUUCGCUGGCCCUUCUAAGAUGCUAAUAUUCAAUUCUAGCUAUCAACAGCUAUGUAUCAACAUUUCAUAAACAGGCUAAAGCUUAUGACAAGAAGUGCGCUUGUGGGAUUGAUUCAUGAGAAGACCAUGAAAUCGCCCCGUAUAUCCUACGACAACGGCGAUGCUACUUCACUCAUGAGUAAUGAUGCAGAAAGUCUCGAUGCAAUUGCCGAAAUGUUUCACGAGACAUGGGCUCAGGUCAUUGAGGUUCUUAUAGGUAUAAGUCUUCUGGCUACGCAAGUUGGCUGGAUUUGGCCUCUUCCGCUUUUUCUGAUAUACAGUAAGCAUUCCACCUUGGUGCUCUAGAUAGAUACUCAGUUGUGUAGUAUGUUCACACAUGAGUCGAUUUGUUGCAAAGCAUUUACAACCUCGCCAAAAGGCUUGGAACGCCGCAACACAAAGUCGUAUCGCAUCUGUUAGUUCCCUUAUAGGUUCUAUGAAGGUCGUCAAAAUGAUCGGGUUACAGCACGUCCUUACCAAUCAAGUACGGGAGUUACGGAAAGAGGAGCUCUGGGUAGCGUCGAAACUUAGAUGGGUUAUGGUAUACUAUAAUGCGUCUGGUUCGUUCAUGACAAUAUGUAAAUUCGACAUUGCGUCCUUAAACUGACACUGAUAUAGCUAAUGCACUCGGGAUAUUCUCGCCAGCCAUCACACUAGCUAUUUUUGCUUUGAUAUCACAAGCUCAUGGUGCCAAUCUUGAUACAGAAACUGCAUUCACUACUAUGGCGAUUUUAAGUAUGGUCACCCAUCCAGCAAACAUGGUCAUGACUAUUGUGCCUCGCGCAGUAGCAGCUUUCGCUGGGUUUGAAAGAAUCCAAUCAUUCGUGCUCCGACCAUCUUUACAAGACAGUCGUAGCAUACUACCCAGACCUGGUCGGAGUGAUGUUGCAUCUAACAAGCCCAGCCUCGCUGUUCAAAUCCGUAAAUUGAAAAUCGGUCAUAAACAGAUAAUCCUUGAUGAUAUAAACAUUCAAAUGCAUGGCGAGUCAUUCAUCAUAAUUUCAGGCCCUACCGGCAGCGGUAAAACAACUUUAUUGCGUACUAUAAUUGGAGAAGUAGUUCUUGCUGGUGGAUCUAUUGCUCUAACAACGAGAAAGAUAGCAUACUGUGCCCAGAGGCCUUGGCUACCCAGCGGCACUAUCAAAGAGGCUAUUUAUGGUGCUAAUGAUAUCUACGGGCCCUCAAUACGAGACCAUGAAACAUGGUACAAUACCAUUACGAAAAUUUGCUGUCUCGCCCAUGAUUUCGACUCCCUGCCUGAGGGAGAUCAGACGGAGAUUGGCAGCAGGGGGCUGAAUUUGUCCGGAGGCCAGAGACAGCGUGUGGUAAGGACUUGAAUGCGGCAAUGUAUAGAUCUAUUUAAAAUAACAUGAUUAGGCACUGGCACGCGCGUUGUUCGCAAGAUCCGACAUACUUCUGCUGGAUGACACUUUCAGCGGAUUGGAUGGUGAUACCGAGCAAACUAUCUUCAAUAAUCUGUUCGGAUCGACCGGUCUACUACGCAGGUUGAAAACGACUGUUGUUCUUGUCUCUAACUCUUGUAAGUUUCCUUGCCUUUUCUUCAAAGCAAUGUCUUACCGUGAAAUAGCUCAAUACUUCCAAUCAGCAGAUCACGUUGUUGUUCUUGGGGAUCAUGGGAUUAUAGAUCAGGGGAACUGGCAAACCAUCAAAUUUAAAACCGGAUCUAUAGCAAAAUUCUCCUCUGAGAACCGCACCAAAGAUAAUUUGGCAGUGUCGGCAGCUUUUGAUAAACUCAGCUCCCAGGUGCGAGCAAAAGACGAAGCUGAAAUUGAUCUUGCAAGACAGAGUGGAGAUUCAGCUCUACACGGUAACCCCUUCCCCGUUUCCCAAAGUUGAGAAUGUAAAUUCAUUUGAGCAUAGGAUACUAUCUGAAAUUUGUCGGGCCGAAGAACUUUUUUCUCCUAGUCUCUUGCACAGCGUCAUAUGCCUUCUUCAUCACUAUACUCCAAUACUACUUACAGCUAUGGACUGACUCGAGCGGUGAGAACACUUCCCUUUACGCAUUUGGAUUUCUAUUCCUGUCAUUCAUAUCAUGGCUAGCAACAAGUCUCCAGAUGUGGUAGGUUUCUCGUAAACUUCCAUGUUUUCAUUGUCGUUGAACACCUUCUAGGGUUAUCCUUAUACGAUUAGCGCCACGAUCUGGGUCACGCCUGCACGAAAGGCUUCUACAUAUUGUAACGAGGUAAGUUUUUUUGCUAACGAAAAACAAUAACAUCAUUCAGAAGAUACUGAUGAUUAUUAGCGCACCUUUAUCAUAUUUUUCGCGAACCGAUAAUGGUUCGAUCCUAAAUAGGUUAGCAAACCUACAUACAGAUGUUUCGACAGAACUAAAAGAAAACUCUAGAUUUGGUCAAGAUAUUCAGCUAGUUGACAAGCAAUUGCCAUUGGCCCUUCAGACCGUUGUAACUCGUAAGACAGUUUUCCGAGUUUCGUGUUGCCGAACAAACUCAAAGAUCCUAACACACGUAGAAAUUUUCAAGCUCUCUAUGCAGGUCAUACUUCUUUUCGUUGCCCAGAAAUGGCUCACCGUGUCUCUACCAGCAUGCAUGGCUGUAGUCUAUGUCGUCCAGAAAGUUUAUCUUCGCACCUCUAGACAACUUCGAUUUCUAGAGCUAGAGGCUCGGGCAGGAGUCUUCUUGAGCUUUUUAGAAUCCGUACGUAUAGAACUAUGUGACUAAUCAAUCUACUUCAUCUGACAGUACCAGGUUGAGGGCCUCGAGACGAUACGCUCAUUUGGUUGGUCUAAUGCGGUUGUAAAGGAUAACAUAAUAAGUGUGGACAAUGCCCAACGUCCUGAAUUUCUCCUCAUGUGCCUUCAAAGAUGGCUUAACAUUGUCCUAGACCUAUUAGCGGCGUCUGUUGCAACCUUAGUUAUCGCUAUAGCUGUAGCAUUUCGAGGCCGUGUUAGCGGCGCACAAGUUGGAAUUGCGCUCAAUAUUAUGCUCGUUGCAAACACAACCUUGCUGAAGCUCGUAGAAAGUUGGACAACACUAGAAGUCUCUCUUGGAGCGAUUGCUCGCCUGAGAACACUUGAAAAGAUGACACCAUCUGAGGGUGUUAUAGCCUGGAACUUGGAGCCCACGGGUUCAUGGCCCUCUCAUGGUGAUAUUGAAAUCAAGAAUAUCACCGCAUCUUACCUGUAUGUAACCUCGGCGAAGUUCUUAUUGCUGCUGGCUAACAACAAUCAAUACUUAGGUCCAACUCAGUGGCUCUACGAAACCUGAAUUUGAACAUCACAUCAGGACAGAAAAUCAUCGUCUGUGGACGUACAGGCAGGUCAGCAUUCCACGCUCCAUUGAUCUUUUUGGAAGGCUAACUUUCAAACAGUGGCAAAAGUACCUUGCUCUUGACGCUCCUCCGGCUUCUUGAGUUACAAUCUGGCCAGAUUGUGCUAGACGGAGUUGACAUCAGGAGUGUUGGGCUUGAUGUUCUCCGGCAGCGAUGCUUCAUUACCGUGUCACAAGAUCCUCUGCUUCUGUCCAAUGAGACUUUACGCUUUAAUCUAGAUCCAGAUGCCGUAUCAUCAAACGAAGCUUUGAUUGCUUCUCUGAAAAGAGCGGAUCUCUGGUCACACUUCAUGCAAGAGGCAGCUGAAUUGGACGAAAUCUUGGGAGCAGAAUCAGAGUUUGCUAUUGACAUCUCGCCGUACAAUCAACAUCCAAUUCUGGAUAAAACUCUUUUACUUUUUUCGGAGCUAUCCGUAGGACAAGGUCAGCUACUUGCACUGUGCCGGGCGCUCGUCAAGGCUCAGACGGCUCAGCGUUCUGGUCGAAAGCCUGUUGUUCUGUUAGAUGAAGUCACUUCCUCCCUUGAUCCUGUUACAGAGUUAACCAUAUACGAUAUUAUUGACGACGAGUUUACUCGAAAGGGACAUACGGUCAUAUGUGUAGCUCAUAGAAUUGAUGUACUGGCAAAGCACACAGAGGCAGGAAGAGAUGUUGUAGUAUUGUUGAGCAAUGGCCAGUUACAGGAAGUAAUCACAGAUUUGAAUCCGGUGGCGUUGGAAAAGCUUGGGAAAUUAGACUGAUUGAUAGUAUGUCGCUAUGCUGGAAAAAUUGAGCAAGAAUUCCCAUUUGGUGUUCUGCAAUCCAAGUAGUAUAUAUGGCAUCGUAUCCCCUUGACCCCAAGUGCUUCUUAGCUCUAGAGCUCUUGUACACAUAC